This is a messenger RNA of Maudiozyma saulgeensis, 1908 nucleotides long. NCBI's taxonomy places the organism in Eukaryota, Fungi, Ascomycota, Saccharomycetes, Saccharomycetales, Saccharomycetaceae. The record is from the annotation of a GenBank genome assembly.
AUGGAAGCAGAUAGAAUUCAAGGUGAUGAAGAUGUUCAACAUAAAUUUGUUAAACUACAAGCAGCAUGUGCAGCUCUUAAAGAAUCAAUCAGGACAAUCUAUGGCAAUUCUUUAUCAAACGAAGAACUCAAUAAAUUAGCCUCGGGAAAUAAUGAGUUGGAGAAGAUGAUAGCCAGCUCUCCUGCUGUUUUAAUCUCGACAUCUCUUAACGAUGCCAAAACAAACCUUAACAUAUAUGACCUGUUCGAUUAUUACAAAUUCAACUCAGAAAUCUUUGAUAAGCAAAGUCUUUUUACUGCUCCAGAAAUAAUGUCAAGUGACUUACAAGAAUUGGUUUUUUCUCACAAGGAACUCAUUGUUUCCGAAAGGGUUGAAGAUAAUGAAACUCUAGUCCACGUAGGUGAAGAUUGGUUAAACGCUCUGUUGUCCGAAAUUAUUUAUAAGAAAUUCCCAUUCUCGAACACAAGAGCAUUCCUCAAAAUUAAGCAAGAAAUAUUAAAUGAGGAUUACUUAUCUGUUUGGACAAGUCAAAUUCCACUAUUCGUGAAGUUCGAGAAUGAGAUUUUGGCUGCCCCAAGGAACAAAGACAUAAGCGAAGGUGAAUUGUCCCAUAUCAAAAGCGAUUGUUUCAAAUCUUAUGUUGGCGCAUUGGUAAUUGAAGACAAUAACAUAAGUACCAAUGAUAUUACUGUUUGGUUGCGUUCAUUAUUCCAACCUUUAAUUCAAAAGAUUCAAUACAAUCAUUUAAACGGACUAUACUCAGGCAACGCUAAAGAGCAACUAACUCACUUCAUGGAAAAUAAUAAGUUCGGACUAGACCUUCAUUUUGAAACCGAAGUUAAGACUUCUGAAUCUGUUUCUUGCCAGAUCUACUUAGGUAAUAAAAUAAUCGCAUCAGGCGAAGGUUCUGAUGACCAUGACGCCGAAGAAAAUGCUGCUGCAUCUAUUUUACUCAACAAUUCUAUUAUUUCAAAGUAUUCAAUCCAUCCAUUCAACGAAGGAGAAGCCAAAAAUCUUGCGCUGCCCAUGAAGAAAUCUGCAAACCUUGUCGAACAUGUACCUUCUCAAGAAUCACCUAUUACAGAAAAUGCGAAGGUUGAUAAUGAUACGAAGAUCAAGGAAAAGGAUGAGUCAAGUUUCUUAUUACAAGAUGAAAAGGAGAAACACCUAGUGGGGCAAGAGACUCCAGUAAAAGAAGAGAAAAAAGUGAAACAAGAUAAUGCUGCUGCUGAUGACAAAUUUACUGAAAGAACCGAAGAGGAAAUGAAGGCCCUCCCUCUAAAUACUGCUGCAAGUAAGACUGACAAGGCCACUUUAUACAGAGAGAUUGGUAUGUUUAAUCACUAUCCACAAUAUAUUACUAUCCAAUUAAGUCUAAAUGAUUUCUACUCUAGUUGCCAUAUCUUGAAUAAACCUAAUUCCUGUUUGGGUGGGGGCCGUGGUACAAACAAAAAGAUUGCCGAACAAUGUGCUGCCACUGAAGUUCUGAAGACUAAAUCUUAUAAAAAGUUCUUUAAAACUGAAGUUAAUCAUGAUAACGAUGAUGAUUCUAUCCAUUUACUUACGGAUGAUGAAGAGGACACAGCCACGGAAGCAAACCCAAACGAUCCAAAUUCAAUUGAAAACUCGAAAUACUUUAAAUCUUCCUAUUAUUUGGAUCUUGUGUUACAUGAAACUUGUGAUAAGCUUGCGAUGACUAAUCUUUACGCAGAACUAGGUAAGUUUGGUUUCCAACCACAAUAUGAGACGCAAACUAUAGAUACUAACGAUUUUUAUUCAUUCUGUUUUGUGAAGAAUACAUCUAUAAUCAUUGGUGAGGGACGUGGUACUUCCAAGAAAACAUCACAACAGAUUGCAGCUACAUCUGCACUUGAAGGGGAGGCAUUGAAGGAAUUUGUUAACAGCUAG